AGGGUGUGGUUGUGUCCUUGAGGAGGGAGUCCAUGGAGGCAGUCGGUGGAGGAGAAGUUAUGUCCCACAGGGUGUGGAUUGGAGUCAAUGGAGGUGGUCAAUGGAGGUAGUCAACGGAAGUGGUCAACAGAGAUGGUCAACACAGGUGAUCAACACAGAUGAUCAGAAGACGUGACCAAUCAAGAUGAUCAAAGGAGUUUCUGGCUAGUCGUGACCAAUAGUCAUGGCCAAUUGAGGUGGCCAGGAAUGCUGGCCAACUGCUACAAUGGCAAUGACUUCAGCUCAAGAC
Messenger RNA from Williopsis jadinii, 289 nucleotides. RefSeq lists its product as uncharacterized. The record is from RefSeq and is a predicted model, not a curated record. Lineage: Eukaryota; Fungi; Ascomycota; Saccharomycetes; Phaffomycetales; Wickerhamomycetaceae. The transcript has a single exon. The annotation marks the transcript as partial.